Colletotrichum orchidophilum is the source of this 147-nucleotide messenger RNA. RefSeq lists its product as uncharacterized. The record is from RefSeq and is a predicted model, not a curated record. The coding region runs from base 1 to 147 and encodes 48 amino acids. Lineage: Eukaryota; Fungi; Ascomycota; Sordariomycetes; Glomerellales; Glomerellaceae. The transcript has a single exon.
AUGACUUUAGCUGGCCGCGUCCUUCGGCGCUUUGUGCUCGUAUAUCCCAGGCUGCACCUUGUGGGCUUGUCAGCGAAUCAUUCUCCCGGCAACCGUGGGGCCAGGGAUUUCAGCUACCCAAGCUGCCGGGCCACGAACAACGAGUAG